AUGCUGAGCUGCAGAACCGCUUCAUUAGACCCACGUAUCAACCUCUGGGAUUUUCAUCAAGAAGACGUCAAAUCACCAUUUUGCUCCUUUGUGGGACCUACCGGAAACGUCCUCUCACUGGCUUUCUCUGCUUCAAACCGCUUCCUAUUCUCCGGGGGCACAGAUAAAACGGUGUUGAAGUAUGACACAACUCAUCUUGAGGCCCUCAACAGUCCAAAAAGCCCCAGCCACGUAUAUUGCGACCACAGUGACAGCGUCCGGUCUAUCGCCUGUCACCCAGUUCAGGACGAGAUAUUCAUGACUGCAGGCGAAGACGGAAACAUUUAUCGCCACGACGAGCGUUCAAGUAGCGGCCGUCCAAGGCCUUCAGACACGCUUGAAAUACCAACGGAAGUCACAGGCGUACAAUACCAUCCCGUGAUGGAUCACUUAUUCGUAACCAGCGACGGUCACGGCAACGUCUGUCUUCGAGACGAACGAAUGGCCUUUGGACCGUCUACGAGGAGAACCCUUGAAGGUGUCGUCCUUGUGUAUAACACAAAACUAACACGGCGAGACGUCAAACCUCUCAGCAAUCCUGAAUCUAGCAGCGUAGUCUUUGAUCGGGAAGGGAAUAAACUAGCCGUAACGAUGUUGGUAAAUAUGACUUGCCGCUUACAUGAAGUAAUCCACAUUGAAUGUCUCCCUUCUCAGCAUUAUCUACCGACAAUAUACGCCGUCUCGGAUCCUAAUCCUGUUGCAGUAUGUAGUGGCAGAAACUUACCCGAUGGCAGUCCCGCUCCAUCAACUGAGCGGACGUACUCAAAUUCCUGCACAAUGAAGCAUGGGUCAUUUGGACAUCCUGGAGUCAACACCGACGACCUGUACUGUGCUGGAUCCGACGAUUUUCGAGGCUACAUUUGGAAAAUUCCCCCAAUAUGUAAACUCACAGAGCUAAGGACAGAGAUGUCUGCAGACGAAUGGGAGUCUCGAAAGUCAUCAUCAGCAGUUGCUUUCACCGCUGGCCGAACGAUGCGAAAAUAUGUUCCUUUGGAAAUCUCGACUCCUUUCUGCCGACUCAAUGGCCACAAAUCAAUCGUGAACACCUCCGUCUUCCAUCCUCAUUUCCUCCACGUCGUCACCUCGGGUAUCGAGAAAGACAUCCUACUUCACAGCCCCACCCAAGCAUCUCCCUGCACAUCCAAUUUACAACCAACGCCAACGCAGGUUCGCCGCCUGACAGAAAACGGCGACGAAGAUCGUCAUACCUACUUUCGUGCCCUCGCGCAUUUUUAUCCGACGAAUGAGGAGCUGGAGGAUGAGCAAACGACGCUUAGCAUGUUUGAUCACAUAUUGCGCGAGGAGGGCGAGGCUGAUGUGUUUACGGUUCGUCGGUGGAACUCUGAUAGCUCUGAUGAAGAGCAGGAAGAACACGACUCGGACAGCUCAAGCGAUGAUUUUGGCGCACGUUUUGGUUUUGUUGUUAGUUCCCAGCCUUUCUAUGAUUGA
Molecule: messenger RNA, 1488 nt
Organism: Laccaria bicolor S238N-H82
Lineage: Eukaryota; Fungi; Basidiomycota; Agaricomycetes; Agaricales; Hydnangiaceae
Exons: 11
Coding region: 1-1488 (495 amino acids)
Biological process (GO): negative regulation of fatty acid biosynthetic process
Cellular component (GO): Cul4-RING E3 ubiquitin ligase complex; cytoplasm
Molecular function (GO): protein binding
Source: RefSeq, a predicted model, not a curated record